Molecule: messenger RNA, 1689 nt
Organism: Saprolegnia diclina VS20
Lineage: Eukaryota; Oomycota; Saprolegniomycetes; Saprolegniales; Saprolegniaceae
Product: TKL protein kinase
Exons: 1
Coding region: 1-1689 (562 amino acids)
Biological process (GO): protein phosphorylation
Molecular function (GO): protein kinase activity; ATP binding
Source: RefSeq, a predicted model, not a curated record
AUGCGUCGACGAGCAACCGUCGUCCUGCUGCUCCUCGCGCUGCAGGCAGCCUCGGGCCUCCGCCUGCAGAACGGAUCCAAGGUCACGGACGUCCCUACCUCGCCGACGACGCCGACGUCAGAUCCCAUCACGAAGCCGCUCACGCCGACGCCGACGCCGACGACAUUGACGCCAACUCCGACGCCGACGACGGCGCCACCGACAAAGACGCCGACACCGCCGCCGGGCCCGACAACGGAACCACCAACGCCAACGACAGCACCGGUUACGGACGCGCCUGGACCGGCGCCGUCACCAUCGAGUGCAACGCCAACAACGUCGACAAAGACGCCACCCAGCGGUUCGACGCCGACCCCGACGCCGUCAACCAAGGCGCCGACCCGAUCGCCCAAUGCGUCAACGUCGUCUGGUUCCGGAUCUGGCGAUCCGUCCGUAGCUACGAAGACACCUGCGCCCAACAAGCCCGACGACUCGUCCAACAUCAUCACGUACGCGGCUGUGGGCGCCGGCGUCUUUGUCGUCGCCGUUGCCCUUGUCGCGUUCGUCUUGUACCGUCAAAAGAAGGCUGCCGAGCUCGAAGAUGCGCGGACGUCCUUGACGCCGGCCGAGUACUACACGGACCGGCGCUCGCAGCCGUACACUGGCAAGUCUCAGCACACGAGCUACCGCGGAUCGGUCGACACGCGCUCGUCGCAGAAGAGCACGCAGCGCCACUCGACGAUCGACGUGGGCAAUUCAAACUCGCGCUCAACGGGUCCGGUGGUCACCGGCGGCGAGGUCAACCAGCUCGAGGGCUACGACAUCCGCUUCGACAAGUCGAUGAGCAACUUCCGCGUCGCGAACGAAGAGGUCGAGCUCUUUGACGUGCUCGCGCGCGGGGGCUUUGGCGUCAUCUACCGCGGGCGCUUUGCGGGCGAAGAGGUCGCGGUCAAGAAGUGCUUGCCCGAGAAAGUCAACAACCAUGAGGCGAUGGAAGCCUUUAUGUGCGAGAUCAAGCUCAUGUCCAAGCUGGACCACCCGAACAUUGUGCGCUUCGUCGGCGUUGCGUGGACGACGUUGCUGCAGCUCAAGAUGCUCACCGAGUACCAGCACAACGGCAACGUCCGGAAUCUGCUCGUCGAGGACAAGGAGCGCCGCCAGAUUCCGUGGUUUGGCUCGAGUGCGAUCACGAAGCUCCGGAUGGCGUCGGACGUGGCCGAGGCGCUCGUGUAUCUCCACACGGCGUCGCCGCCGAUCAUCCACCGCGACCUCAAGAGCAGCAACGUGCUCUUGGGCGACGCGUGGGAGGCCAAGCUGACCGACUUUGGCACGAGCCGGGAGCUCAGCGACGAAAACACGAUGACGGCCGAGAUUGGGACGCUGGCGUGGAUCGCACCCGAGAUCAUGCUCGGCGGCCACUACACGGAGCGCGCCGACGUCUACUCGUUUGGUGUGCUCCUGAACGAGCUCGACUUGGCGGACCUUCCGUACUCGAACGUGACGAGCGACGGCUUCAUCUCGCACACGCGGCUCGGCGUCAUGGUGGCGGCCGGCAAGAUCGCCCCCAAAUUCUCGGACGACUGCCCCGAGCAGAUCGCCGCGCUCGGGACCGAGUGCCUCCGCUUCGAGGCGUCGAGCCGCCCCACAGCGAUGCAGAUCGCGUACCGACUCCGUCAGAUGACCAAGAGCACGACCACCCGACCGCUUUAA